Molecule: messenger RNA, 10691 nt
Organism: Paramuricea clavata
Lineage: Eukaryota; Metazoa; Cnidaria; Anthozoa; Malacalcyonacea; Plexauridae
Source: the annotation of a GenBank genome assembly
CAAGUGUGGACGCCUUGAGAAAUCUAUAAAAAGGCCGAACGCCGAUUGUCGCAUUCGAAUUACAACAACGCAAGUGCAUUCGAACUCAAAUAGCAAGACAUCAUAUUAAGAAAACAUAUACUUCAACGCACACCAAGAAAGAUGCUUAUUCUCUGUUUUAUUUUGAUUGCCAGUUUUACGACCACUCUGAUGGCAUGUUCAUGUAAGGGAUUUCAUCCACAGGAGCACUUUUGCCAAGAUGACUAUGGUAAGUUAUAAUCAUAACACUCUUUAACAUUCUUGAUUAUGUGCUCGAUACUUUGUUACAGUAAUAGUCAUACGUAUACGUUAUAGUCAAUUAUGCACAAUAAGGGUAACUAUAAAUAUAAAUAAUUUUCCCCGAUCCACGAUAAUAUUUUCGUGUCGUCAUAGGAAUGAAGUCAUGAACAUAAAGUUGACUGAGUUUCGUGAUAGGUUUGCAACCGGAUGAAUAUCACUAUUAAGCCAUGCAUGUAGUUUGGCAAUAUUCAUUUAGGUAGUCGCAUGCUGGAUUAUCAUGAUAUCAUCAAGAAACAUAAUGUAGCUAUGUAGCUAUAUUAAUACUUCCACAUGAACCACUGCGCAUUUGAAGAGUCGCAAAUAUAAUUAAGAUGACAAAAUGAUGUGUCAUUGUUUGUAUAUUAAUAGUGUUUGAAUAUAUCAAAAGUGUAGUAUAGUAAGAUAUGAUGUCCACUAUUCUUGCCCAAUAUUGCAUGUUCCAUUGUUAGUAUUGUUCACUGUAAAUACGAAUACCUAUAUACAUGUGUAAGAUGUGUUAGAACUGAUAUAUAAUAAUAUAUAGCCUGCAUGUGGCUGUUGUCUGUCUGAGACGCAUCGCCAGGACGUUUCGCAGAAAUCGACAUUAAAUUAAUUCAAUUAUACGUUUAUAAUACCUGGAAGUAAAAAGGAAUGCAAAAUUUACUGUAUCACUGUUGAGAACCGAUGCGAGAACCAUGCAUGGGUAUGUUGGUGUAGAUGGUGUAGUCGUGUAUCUUUUUUAACCAAUUAUACUGACGUUCUUCUAAUAAACCUGUAAAUCACGGAAAUGUCCUUCACAAUGAUGGCGCAUUUCCUGUAUGAAUACUAUAGCUCUUAGUCAGUGUUUAUUUUAAAAUUGGGUUAGGUAUGAUCCGCGGUCAUUCCACUACUUCUAAUAAGCACGCGCCUCAUUUCAUUACUGAUCAGUUGGCUGGCCUGUUCUAUAAGACAUCGAAUUUCCCUUGUAAUGUCGAAUUUAAUUCGUUGAAAUUGAUGCGUCUGAUUUUUUUAUUCGAAAGAAAUGACGUUUUAUUCAAGGAAGCACAUUAUGCAUGUGCGACGUUAGUCGAAUUAUUUUUGACGGGUUUUGUCCCAUAAUUAGUGAUAGAAAUUGACUUGAAAUUCCAUCACUAAAUUUUGGCAGUAUUAAAUUCAACGAUUAAAAUUUGACAGAAGUUCGACGGCUCAAAUAUAGCUCUAGCCCUAGCUUACGCAUGCAUCAAGGCCUACUCAAGAUUUAGCAUUACUGUCACAAUUUUAGCAUUACUGUACGUAGUAUACCUAAUAUUGUAUAUUGACAAAGAAUAAUAAUUAUCUAUGUUAUUUUAUAAUAUACUUUAUGAACUACGGAAGUAAAAUGUGGAUAUUUAUAGGUAUUGUGUUUCAAUCUUUAAGAAUUUCGAUGUUAUUUUACCGAUCCAUGCAUAAUAAACUUUUCCCGUACGUUUUGUAUUGCAUGUAUGCUAAAAAUGUUUUAUGAUCUGUCGAAUAAGAGUAUAAUAGGUCCUCUGCCAUAUAAUUGACUCUAUAUUAAGUGUUUUUUUCCACAUAUGGCAUAUUUGCAACCAAAGCAAAUAUACGUGCAGUGUCGGACUUUUGUCUACAAACAUAUAUAAUACGUACAGCAAGAUCAUGUUUCUUUUGCUGACGAGAUUUAAUAUAACAAUGACGUCUGAAAGAAUGCAUGCUUACGCGAUAUAUCGAGAAACACCCAGACCCAUAGUUGACAUUGUUUAGGCAUCUGUUCAUUUAUUGUAUUAUUAUUGACCAUGAUAGUUGACCCGAUCACUAUUUUAUCGUGUCUGCUGAUAUCAAAAUCUUGACAAAUAAAUAUAAAUGAUAUAAAAUUUUGCAGAUGACUAUAAAUAUUCUAUUAAUAGUGCCGUUUCAUGCAACCCCGUUAUGCUAAGGCAACAGCAGAAACUGAGAGUAUAGGUGAGAGGAUGCAGUGCAUAUGUCUAUGACUAUAUGUCACUGAUGACGCAUGCAGGGAUGUAAAUUUGAGGGAUCUGCACCAGAUUAUGUAACUAUAUAUAACAAAAUAAUUAAAGUAUAGUGGCAUUUCAUCCAGGACUACAUAUACACGAUAUUCUGAUAUAAAUUAAUUAGUAUAGGCCUACGUUGUCCCCGCUAUAUAUAUUAGAGAGACGGAGGAGGAAAUUUUUUUAACAACAGCAUCGAAGGAUAAAUCCAUCCACUUGUAUGAUCGUUCCAACUGAAUCAAGAAGUUUAUAUAUAGAUUAUAUGGAAUUUAAUAAAAGAGAUGUUUGUAUACAGUUUUGGCUGAUAUACAAACUUUAUAAAGUGGAUUUUAGUUACCAUGAUAUUACUAUGAAAGUAAUACCAAAAAUGGAAAUUGAAAUAAAAAAAAACGAUGAGCCGAUUUAUACUAACUUAAAAGGGCCUUAAAAGUCGUAAUUGGGGUGUCAGGUGUCAUGGCGUUACCAACACACAUAUAGGCUUUUCACUGAUAUCACGACAUCCUUAAUCCCGGAGCACUUAUCAAAACAUCAUGCAAUAAUGCAUACAAAAGAGGAAAACCUGAAAAUAGAUCUUAGAUUAAUGUAAGAUUAUCUAGAAUAGGAAUUAUUUUAAUACUCUACAUUUAUUUAUAUAGUCAAAUUUCGAGCCGGAAUAUAUAUAUAUAUAUAUAUAUAUAUAUAUAUAUAUAUAUAUAUAUAUAUAUAUAUAUAUAUAUAUAUAUAUAUAUAUAUAUAUAUUUGAUUAUAGUGAAGAACUAUAUAGUUUAUAUUCCGGCAAACGUGACGUUAUAAUAGAUCUGGUACCACGCAUGCAUAAUUAUACAAAGAACAAUUUUAUAAUGAGAUGAGUUUAAUUAAUUUAAGUAUCUGCAGUAAGUAUUGAAUUAUAGCUUAUAGUACUUAAUUGUUCCUCAUUCUCUGAUUCUCUCUAGCUCAUCGUCAUACCAACCUUAUACGGAGAUUAUAAAAUAAUAGAGUGGGCAUGCAUUGCGGGAUCAAUUUAGUCAAACGAGAGGAACCAUUUGAAAUUUAAACUUCUUACAGCAUCUGUUGCAACAACCUUUGCAAGAGCGAAUUCAAAUAAUUUUUCAAAUAGUCGUGAAAUACAUGAAAAACCUCGAAACGCACAUAUUUUAUAGUACGUCGAUAUAAUGCUGUAAAAUAAACUUUCGAAGUCUUAAUCAUUAUUAGCUAAAUAUAAAAUGAUAAAAUUGGUUAAGGGAAUAGAUUUUCAUUGAAUUUGGGUAGUGCCUUAAUUUUUUGCUCAGACUAUACUGAUUUACAAUUUCGUGGCAUUUGACCAAAAAUAUAAAUUUCGUAGGCUAUAAGAAGUAAAUUCCACGCAGUCCCUAAAUUUUCAAAAUAGUCCAGAUAACCGUACGUAUUAAGUCUUUGGUUUUUUCGAGAACAUUCGGGCAUUCGGUUGAUCGCGAGGGUUCAAAAAGUGGUUGAAAAUUCAUGUCCCAUUAAACGUCAUGAAGCACAGAUGCGAUUGAUAUAUACGGAUAUUAAUUAUUAAAUCAAGAGGUCAUGCCACAAUGACAGCUAGAAAAUAAUUAACAAUUAUUCACCGAAGUGGAGGUGUCACUGAAUAACAGUGCAAGGAUAUUCAUCGAAGCGCGAAGCAUUGAAGUGAAUAUCCUUGCAAUAUAUAUUCACCGACACUGAGGUAAUGUCAAUAGUAAAAUUGCAAUGUUACGUUAUUUCAAUUAGUAGGCUACUCUGAUUAUCAUUUCCCAUCUCCAUAAGAUUAACCAAUAGGCAAUAGCCAGAUUUACGUGCAUAACAGUUUUAUAAUAGGAGUCAAUGGAUCUUGAAUCUAUAAACUAUAACUAUAAGACUCCUGAUCAACUAUUUAUACCCACGAUAAAUAAAUAUCGACACUUAUACAGUAUAGAAAUGCAAUGUUACGUGAACUUUCAGUUCGUGUGCUAUUACAUACUGCAUGCAUUUCUCAUUUCCACGAGACAAACACGUUUGCCAGAUUUACGUGCAUGGGAAUCUAUGAAUUUUGUUCAAUAUCGAUUGACUCCUAUACUACAAGAAAAUCGCUGGCAUGCAUCUUACAAAGUGCGUGUUUGAAAAUCGCUGGCACAUGCAUCUUACAACGUACGUGCAUGUUUAUGUCAUCUGUGAGCCAGUGAGUGUAUAUUAGUCAAACCACUUAAUUGCUGUUAGUUGUAAUUUUUUUAUAUAUUGCGUGAUUAGGAAUUGAUCAGGCCGAACCCCAUUAAAUUGGUAUACCUCUCUCGAGCAUCGUCACCUCUUUAAGAAUAAUUAUUAUCAUCCCGGCCCUUAGAACAAUAGAACAAGCAUGACGUUCCAUAUACGUUUUCCUAAAGUAUAAUCCUAAGGCUAAGUUAAACUAAUUUGUGACCUUUAAUUUAUAUAUACAACAUUUUUUAUUCAAAUCGGAUUAUUUUGUGUAACCUAAUAAUGGCUUUAUUGAGGCCCUGUUAGGGUAAAUUCUGACAGGGAACAUUGCAUAGAAAUACUGAGAACACUAUUUUAACACUGGGACGACAGCGUCAUGUAAGAACUAAGAGGUAGAAUAGUAAGAAUACAAUAACGAAAUUCCAAUAGCGAGAUCUUGGAAACGUUUAAUUUCAACUAACUGCCAAAACGACGACAUUGCAGCCGUUCACGUGAUUAAACUAAAAUUCUUAAUAAAACGCCUCAAAGCAAAUUUCUAUGCCAAAAUCUCUAGUAACAUGUAAAGGAGAGAUAUGGCGCCUACGAAGUUUAAUCAGAAACGAACUGCUUUUAACACGAUAAAUAUACACAUUAUUGUUUUCGGCGCCGCAAUUUCGUAGACAGUCGGGCACCUCAUUGAUGGUUUUCACUUGUUUCCAUCAAUUUCUAUUCGGGAUUUUUUUAUUAAUUUGGUUAGGGUUAGGGGUUAGGGUUAGAGUUAGGGCUGCGAUUAGGGUUACUGUAGGGGUUAGAAUAGGGGUAGGUUUGGGUUAGUUACAUAGCCAUUUAACACCCCUUCCAUCUUCCGAAAGUGACGUCACGUCAGUUUGGUAGAUGGAAACAAGUGCUAACCCUCAUUGGCGUCCAGGCCUCCGCGCGUUACCGACGCGGCCGCCAAAUUCAUUAUGGCGCCAAGCUAUUAAGGAGUGGAGUUUUUAUUAUGUCUUUCCUAUUUUUUGGUUGGGAGAUCUUCAAUUGUGAAAUGCCAGUAUUUUUUAUCUGAGAUUUUAACAGAAUUUUCAGACAGAAAAGAGAUUUGAGAUAAAUAAAUGCUAAGAUUUGAGAUGAAAAUACCUUACGCGCAAAAGUGUGCAAAGGAGAAAUCCUUUGCGCACUACAAAUUGCAGUUAAUUUAAUGUAUAUUUAUCUGUAUGAAUUCAUCAUGACAAUUGUCUUGUACUGAAACAAAGUUCUGGAUAAAUAACAGAUAAAUUGGCUGAGAUUUCACUACAUAUACUUAUGCCGUUCAUAUAAUUUGUGAAGUACAGUACAGUACAGUAUAAUAUUAUUAAUAAGAUAAGGUGGGAGACGCUUUCUGCUUCUGACUGUCUUGUUUUUUGGUUUUUAUUAAAAUCUCCAGUUGUUUGGAAGUGAAAAAGGACUUCCAAGGUUGGAAACAAAAAAUGCGUCUUUAUAUACGUAUUGUUCAAAUAAUGUCAAUCCUAAUGUCCAAUUAUCCAAAUAAAUACUAUAACUGAAUGUGAUUUUCAAGGAGUGAAAUAAUUGGAAAUGUUAUUGUUGCAGGGUAUCUUUGACCCAGAAAUUUGAGUAUAGUAAAUUGCAAUGGACCUUUCACCUUUUGACUAAAAUUUAGAUUUCAACAAGUCUAGACAAAAAUUUUAUCACAGCUUGAAAGAGCAUCACAAAAUUAGUAAUAUUCCAAAGUUUCAUUGCGAAAUGUUGUAAAAUGCGGAUAAUAUAGCCUUGCGAAGUUUGCCAUUUUCAGUCAUUUUGUAUUACAAACGGGAAAUACAUACCCUUUUUCUGAAGGAGGUAUGUAUUUCCCGCGCGUAAUACAAAAUGACUGAAAAUGGCAAACUUCGCAAGGCUAUAUUAUCCGCAUUUUACAACAUUUCGCAACGAAACUUCGGAAUAUUACUAAUUUUGUGAUGCUCUUUCAAGCUGUAAUAAUUUUUUGUCUAGACUUGUUGAAAUCUAAAUUUUAGUCAAAAGGUGAAAGGUCCAUUGGCGGGAAAUGAUCACGUAACCUAUAUCUUCACUAGCGAAGAUAUGAAAAGUAUCUUACUGUGCCUUUUUCGGUAUCUCACCAUCUACUAUAUGAUAAAGAAUAAUAUUAUAUAUUUCCCAAGUGGAGCUUACAGCUUACUUCAACAUGUUCUGAUUUGUAGUGUUACGAAUAAAAGUUGUUGGGUCAUUAAAAGUCGACCGUUCGGACGAAACGCCGUAUACUCCAGGGAUUCUUCGUUUCGAGAAGAUAUACUAUCCAAUUCGAAUCAUUAAAAUUUACAAAGGAAAUAUUUCAGGCCUGACUCAUCUCAAACCCUUACGGCGUCAUAGUAACAAAGUGAGGUACAUUUCAAGAUUGUACGUCCCUUCGCGAAUAUCGUCUUGUAGUUUAAGUUUAACAAAAACACGAAUAUAUGUUGUUAUGGGACAAAUACAUCAGGGCGUGCUUCAUCACGGUUUGUGUAAUUGGCGUUCAACAUGGAAACACAUAACUCACGCUCAACUAAACGGACUGAAAAAGCACUACGCCAAAGGAUGCGAGUGCAGCAUUCGCACGUGUCCCACACGUGAAUGGUGCAAAAAGUCACAAUUACCUACAGAGUGUAGGUGGGUCUCAAAUGAUGGUUUCGGAGUGUCGCAAUGUGUGGACAGAUGGCAAGUGUGCAGGUAUAACCGUAUCUCACGCAGUUGCAAAUGGAGACAACGAGAACACCCCAAUUUUAAGAAAUGUGUCAAUCAAGUUAGAUGGCCAAAGAAACUCGAAAACAGUUAAUUUAAAGAGGUUAUGCAAUAGCCAAGGUUUACAACAAGUGAACUCCAUGUAUUUUGUCUGGAACGAUAAUUGACCUGCAGAGAAAAAGUGAAGCAUAAAACAAAUGCGAACGCCACUUCGUGCCACCUGAUGCCACUCCUUACGCAAACUACAGCGAUUGAUAACGUCAUCACCGGUCAGGUCAUUAAAUUACUCGAUCGAGUCGAACUAUAUCAAUUAGGAAAGUUUUUCACAUAUUAUAAAAUAAAGUUAGCCAAACUGAAAACUGUACGAUAACUUAUCCUGUCGCGUAUUUUAUGACUAUCAAACUUUUUCGCAAACUACUUUUACAAGUUGAAAACUAUAAACUAAGAAACUUGAACGAAUAAACUAAAAAGUUGCUUUAAGCUACGUUUACACGCUGCGAUUUGUCGGGCCGAUUUUGAAAAAAAAUCGAUGUCCCUUCUUCGACAUUUAGCGAUUUAAACGUUCAAUUGAAGCUGUCCGCUCUCUCGUCUGUUCAUAUUAUAGUUUUCUGCGUGCGAAAAGUUUUCAACAACUUUACAACGGAAGAAAAAUCGUUGAAUCGUGAGAAAAUCUGUGGUUUUGUUACAGAUUUUUCUCCCGAUUUUGUGAAUCGCAAUGUGCUGACGCGAGUACUCACGACAGGUUGUUUACAUACAGCGAGCAAAAUCGGCCCGACAAAUCGCAGCGUGUAAACGUACCUUUAAUCGACUUACAUAUACUGACCGCGCAGUGAAAAAAUCUUGGGGAACUGAAACUGACGUCCAACCACGCGGUGAUGGCGUAUAAGCUAGGGACUGAAAUUGACUAACAAAAUGACGUGGAGGGCUGACGACCAUAGAGAUCAUAAAUAACACUAGAGGGGGCAUCGUAAUCUUAAUUCAGUCAAAGAAAGGGAACGCGGCUGUUGGGGGGGGGGGGGGGGGGGAGGCAAAAAAUUAAAAUGCUAAAAUAAGAGCGAGUUUGAUCCAAAAUCUCUAAAUUCUUGUUUAUGUCAGUUAAGUAGUCGCGUUUUGAUUUUUACCAAGCAUUUUUACCUCAUAUUUGUCUGUAACGCAUUUUUGAGAGCGUUCCAAAAUAAUGCUGAUGUCAGCAAUUUUGAUGUUUGCAAGAGGAAUUAAACGUUUGAAUUCAGAAUUUUGGGGGAAUGUUUGUAGUAAUGACAUGCAAAACAUAUAGAACACCCAGUUUUGUGACUCUUGUAUUAAAUUUUUGAGGUUUCAAAUGUAACCAAAGAAUUGUGUGGUGUUCAACCUGGAUUUCAAUUUGCCCCCCAUUACCUCGUUCCCAAAUUUCACCCUCGAUGCCCCCUCUAGUGUUAUUUAUCAUCUCUAUGCUGACGGCACUGCUUACGCGUUGCUGAUGCGAGGAUUUACUUUUUUUACUGCCAUAUGACUGAGUGUUAUCGUUCCAGCUGAAGUAAAUAAAACUAAAUUGAGUUCAAUGUUAACAACAAAGGAAGGCAGCGCGCUCUAGUAUAAUUAAAGUAUAUAUUAUUACAAAGAGUGUUGUAAUUUUUUAAGCCCGGCGCACAUGUACAGUAGUGCAAGUUGCACGGUGAAUUGUCAUUCGUGACCAAUUAAGUGCGACAAAAAUCCUAGUGUGCGGGGAAAACAUUCAGGAUUUAAUUUUUGUCACUCGUGUCGUGAACAACAAUUAUAAUAUAGCAUUUGUAAAUUCUGAACGCUGAUUGGCUAAGAGCCGUGUUAAUAUAACUCAAUGUCAACACGGAAACGUCGGAAAAUUUCUUUCUUUAUAGUUUCUUUGUGCUAUAUUUUAAAACAAAUAUAAACCAUUUUUUCCGUAUUGAUAUAUAUUAUAUAGUAAUAUCAACACUCGUGGAAUUUGGGAAAACUCGAAAUUGUGUGAAAACUCGAAAUUAGUGAGUUUAAGAUACCCCGGUUUCGGUGUACGGGUAUGGCCGAUAGUGUCAUCGUGUUUACUAGUUUUUUACUGAUGUCUGUAAUUCGAUCAUACUUUUUCUGUUUUCUUCCAAUAGACAAUGAUAUAAUGUGAAAAAUGUGCACCUUUAUUACGAGUAAGGUACAGACAUCGACGAAAAUAUUGCUAACCAAAAUCAUGCUACCCGUACCCGUACACCGAAACCGGGGUAUCUUAAACUCGCUAUUGUGUGAAAACACUCCGCCCUUCGGACGUCGUGUUUCCAAACAAUUUCUCGUUUUCCCAAUUUCCACUCGUGUUGAUAUGACUGUAUAUCAACACGGAAAAUGUUUUAUAUUUGUUAAAUAUCACAUAUGUUUGACAUUUUCUGUCGUCACAAAAAUUCCUAGUGUGCGGCAGACAGCUCAUCGCAACUUUUCACAGCAAAGAAGUGCGCAUGCGUGAUAUUCCCCCAAACACCAUGGCGGAUAGUGAACAUACUAGUGAACUGAUCAACGAAGCAAUUUUGGAGAAUAAAUUGGUAGAUAUCUGGCCCGAAUUAGUCCGCAAGAUUAUUAUAGACUCUUUAUUUCUUCUCAAAAUCCAUCGUUUCGUCCAUAACAUCGUACAUAACAUAUUAACGUCCAUAAUUCGCCCACAGACGUUUUCGACAUCACCGUAUAAGCAAAGGAAGUAACAAGAUAUGUUCGUCGUCUGACAAACCAUCAAUCCGCCAUGUUGUUCAGUUGGGGAUAUCACGCAUGCGCACUUCUUUGCUGCGAAAAGUUGCGAUGAGCUGUUUGCCGCACACUAGGAAUUUUUGUCACGAAUGACGGAAAAUAUCAAACAUAUUUGAUAUUUGUUGUUCACGACACGAGUGACAAAAAUCCUGAAUAUUUUCCCCGCACACUAGGAGUUUUUGUCGCACGUAAUUGGUCACGAAUGACAAGUGUGCGUGCAACUUCCACUAGUGUGCGCCUGACUUUGGACUAAAAACGUAGAACAUGCAUGCGCCAUAUAAAAUUUAAUUAGAUACAGACCAGACUUGUGAGUUUUGACCAUUUGUGAGAAAAACCCUGCAACUCUGCGUUGUGGACAUAAAAUUUACUCAAGCGGAAUUCGAACUUUCAACUCUAUAUUUCAGAGCCAUUCUCCUAGUAUAGUGAUUAGUGUAAGCUGAUUUAGGAGUUAUCAGUUUAAAGAUUAAAGAUCGUCAUACAAGGAAACAUGAUAUAAUAAUAAAAUAUUAAUAGUAAUGAGUCACGAGAAAAACCCAACACAAAGUUGACUCUCAACAUUUGAAAUGGAUCGAAAGGAUAAUGUUUAAGUUGACUGAUUAUGGAUUUGAACUCUUGCUCUCCCAUAGAUCAACUUGGUAAGCUCAAUAUGCGAUUUCAAAUCCAGCUUGAAUCAACUUAAUGUUGACAACGCAGUGUUGGAUUUUCCCCAUGAAUAUCAUAAUUAUUAUGAGUAGUUAUGGUGCUCUAGGAACUGAACAUUAUGCUGCAAGCCUGUAUAAAUGCGGUAUAAUUUAUACGAUGAGUAUGUAUAUAUAGAUGUACAAAAUAUAUAUGUAUAGUUAUUGGAUAUAAAUAAUAAAAUAUAUAAUAUCCCUG